UUUUGUAACUUUGUGCUGUCUUCUGUAGUGUUUACAACUCAAAUCUGAAGCUUAAGGUUUAUUUUAUUUUAUUGACUACGUGUUUUAUCCAUUAUCACGCGUCUUCAGGAUGGGAGAGGACGACAAGAUAAUAUCCACUGAUGGUCAGAUUAUUCAAAUACAAAUUAUGGAAGAAGCUGAUGAGAGUGAUGUCCCUUUAGAAGUAGGAAACACUGCAAGGACAGCAAGCACAGUGGGGGAAUCGGCUAUACAGUUGCAGUUCACAGAGCUCCACUCCUUCCCAGCAAUUGAACGUCUUCCUUUAGACGAAGUUACAAAAAGCUGGGAACUAAAUUAUAGAGAGGCAGCUAUUUUCUUGGAAGAAGGAAUCAACAACGAUAAGUUGACAUCUCAUCCCUCAUGCCAUGAAGCACUUCCUGCAUACCUCCUUGUGCACAACAAGUGGUACUAUGCCCUAGAUUUUGCUGCCUCUCUGUUAUUGAUCCUGCUGACAUUCACAGAGAAACCAGCCAACCCACUCUUUCGUCUUCCAGUAGGUGUACAUAGCAGCAUGGAACUCACGGCUCUGGUCAUUGUCAGUGUUGAGCUAAUCAUGAAAUUCCGUUGGGUGGGAUUCAAGAUAUUCAUUCACCAUCCUAGAUCUAUGGUGAAGGCAGUGACACUCUUGAUAAUGAUAGCUGAAUCCAUCCUGGUUCUGGUCCGGCAAAGUUCCCACUUUAGGGUUACACGUGCCCUUCGGCCCAUCUUCCUUCUUGAUAAUCACCACUUUGGUGGCGUACGUAGAUAUUUGCGUCAGGUUUUGCAGUCAAUGCCUCCCGCAAUUGAUAUGUUGGGCCUAUUACUAUUUGUGAUUCUAUUCUACAGUGUUUUAGGUUUUUAUUUAUUCGGCUCGAACGUAAAUGACCCAUACUUUAGCACCUUACAGCAGGCCUUUAUAUCUUUAUUUAUUCUAUUGACCACGGCGAACUUUCCCGACGUGAUGAUGCCUUCUUACGCAGUGACUCGUUGGUCGUGUGUUUUUUUCAUCACAUACCUCUCUAUGGUUUUGUACUUUUUGAUGAAUCUCUUGCUUGCGGCUGUUUACGCAUCGUUUUCGAGUAUGGAGAAAAAUAAGUUUCAACAAUUACUGCUGCACAGGCGAAAAGCGGCCCAGCAUGCCUUCCGUCUAUUACUUGGCCGUAAUAAUAGAUUCGGUAUUACCUUGCAACAUUUCCGUGGUCUCUUGCGACAUGUCGACUCGUCCAGAACCUACCGAGAGGUCUACCUAAUGUUCCGUCUUUUGAAUACGUCAGAAUCUGGUAUUAUCGACGUAAACGAGUUCUAUCACAUUUACGAUGUUUUAGAUACAAAAUGGCGUGUGAGAGAUGAAGAACCAUUUUGGUUUUCACGACUUCGUUCUCCGACCUUGGCCUAUUGUGCACAGCAAGUACAUCGACUGGUUACCUGGAACUUCUUCGACUAUUUUGUUUCUGUGGUCAUUUUCCUGGGAGGAAUCUUGAUGUUGACACGAACUGCUGCUAUUUCGGUCCACAUGAGCAAUCCCCUUGAGUUGGGUGUCACUUGGGAGACUUAUGCAUAUGUAUCUUUCUACACGCUUGAAGCGUGUCUAAAAAUUUUCGGCAUGGGUUCUCACGACUACUUCACCUCCGGCUGGAACUGCUUUGACUUUACUGUUACUGGAGUUUCUUUGAUUGGACUAGCGGCGGAAAUUCUUGGUCACUGGUCUUUUCUGGUAGUCGCCAGACAUUUGCGGAUUCUGCGUCUGUUCAAGCUACGAAAGAGAUAUCGCGAUGUCUUUGGUACCAUAUUCAUCCUUGGUCAACGAUUUUUGUGUGCCGGAAUCGUGUUCUUCAUUCUUUACUACGCCUAUUCAAUUGUUGGAAUGGAACUUUUCGCCGAGUAUGAUCUCACGAAUUGUUGCAAAAAUUCCACUGUUGAAGCCAACUUCCGUUAUGAAAAUGGGUCGUCUUCGAACGGCUAUUAUUAUUUGAAUAACUUUGAAAACGUCAUUUCAUCUUAUGUGACACUGUUCGAACUUACGGUCAUCAAUAAUUGGUACAUCAUCAUGGAAGGCUACGCGGUGACUACAACCCAGUGGAGUCGCAUUUAUUUUAUGUGCUUUUACCUCACAAUAAUGAUGCUAUUAUCCAUCGUUGUGGCUUCGGUUCUCGACGGCUUCAUGUUCCGAAUUUCAUAUAAAGAACAAAUGACUAAAGAAGACGAAAAGCGUUUGGUUGAGAAAACUGUUACACUGAACGCCGAAGAAUACGAACGUCUCCUUGCGGUAGAAUCUGCCGAAGAAAAGUCCAGGGGAAAAGUGUGGUACAAUUGGUUUGCUCGACUACGUAAACAGGAGCCUUUCCGGACCUUAGACGAAGUGACGCUGGAUUUGCCAGGAAUCCGUCCUAUUUCAGUAACGUUCACUGGUUUCCGACGACGAACUAAAGAUGUUCUCCUCAGCUUCAUGUACAAGGAUGAGAUAUCGUGCUGGAUGAAACAAGCCGAUCACGAAGAGAAACAACCUCAACCUGGAACUUCGCCUUCCAAAAGAGUAGGAGUGCGCCAGAGAUUGAAUCGCGGCUCCGAUGAUAACCUUACCGACUAAUUAGGAUCUAUAAGAGAACAUAUAAUAAUAAUUCCAGUCUUUGUGUCUCUUUCAACCCACUCACGCUUCCAUCCUCAUAUUUAUCACGUGUAUUUUUAGAUUCCUUUUUAACGAUUGUUUUUUCCUAAUCAUGAUUUCUUCCAUACUCUUAGGAGACACUUCGCGCAUAGGUCGCACACAAGGAACAGUGUCUUUUCUAUUGAGUAAGUCUUCUGUUCUGGUAUCGCUGAAUCUUUUCGAGGUCUAAUAAUUUCCAGACUUAAUCCAAAAGAAAUCGCGAGUGAAGUGAUUGAUUGUCUGAAAAUUUGUCCUUAUUAGUAUAUAUUAUAUUUAUGGUUCCUUAGCAUGAAAUGCCUCAUCGUGUCUGACUCGUCGGACAAUCCCAGUUGUUGAUUCGUAUAUGAAUAAAAUAUUUUAAUAGCCAUAAGAA
Molecule: messenger RNA, 3035 nt
Organism: Daphnia pulicaria
Lineage: Eukaryota; Metazoa; Arthropoda; Branchiopoda; Diplostraca; Daphniidae
Product: two pore calcium channel protein 1-like
Exons: 12
Coding region: 110-2605 (831 amino acids)
Biological process (GO): monoatomic ion transport; transmembrane transport
Cellular component (GO): endosome membrane; lysosomal membrane
Molecular function (GO): voltage-gated channel activity; monoatomic ion channel activity
Source: RefSeq, a predicted model, not a curated record